AUGGCUGCAGCAGAUGACGCGCAGGACUUCAAAAUGAUCCAAACGACUUUCUCGGAUAAGGAGGAUGGGACUGCAGACUCCAAGCAGCCAGCUGGUGAACGUGGACGGCGAACCUCUGUUGUCGCAGGAGAGUUCAUCACGGGAAAGGAGGUGUCCCUGCAAAAGUCGCUGACCUUCACUGUCCGAGCAAGGGCCCAGAGAUUUUUAGCCUGGCUUGCGGACAGUCCGGGACUUGCUAAUUUCAUGGCGGGCGUCAUCGUCGUAGACGCAAUCUGCACAUGGGUUGACAUUGAUGCCAGAGCUGCAGACGCCCCUCCAGCUGACGGCGCUUUGUUGUUUCUGGACCUCAGUCUGGCCUUAUACACAGCUGAGCUCGUAAUUGUGUUUUGCGGCAGGGGUGCUGUUAAGAUGCUGACCGACUGGAUUGUGCUGCUCGACAUCAUCGUCAUUUUGUGCGGAUACUUCGAGAUUGUGCUAAAUGCAUUGGGUCCCACAGACUGGCUAGCAAGGCUGCACGUAAUGCGCGCACUGCGACUGGCGCGGAUAUGCCGCUUGCUGCGGCUCUUUCGGAGAAUCCGUGCCUUGCGUGAGCUUCAGAAACUGGUCACAAUGAUGGCAACCUGCUUCCGCACUUUGGCAUGGUCUUUCCUCCUCUGUUUCGUCAUCAUGACAAUAUGGGCUAUGCUUUUGGUCGAGAUUGUGCAUCCCAUCAUUGAGGGCAUGCCUGAUACCUUUGCAAGCUGCGCUUACUGCCGGGAGUCAACUCGAUCUGUCAUGUCAGCAAACCUUCUCCUCUUCAAGACGGUGAUCGCUGGAGAUGGCUGGGGUGAGGUGGCAGUGCCAAUAAUCGAGCACAGCCCCUGGACUGCGCUGAUUUUCGUUGGCUCCUUGCUGACCCUGGUCUUCGGUGUUCUGAACAUCAUCAUUGCGGUCGUGGUGGAUACAUUCGCUGAGGCCCGGCUUAAAGAUGUAGAGAACUUGGCCGAAGAGAUGGAACAUGACCUGGAGAUGAAUAAGGAGGAGUUGAAGCAACUCUUUCAGCGGAUCGACAAGGCCGGCAGUGGACAGCUUUCCUUGGAGGAGUUGAUCACCGGAGCCAGGCGAGACCCCGUUUUGCAGAGCAGGCUUCGAGUGAUGGACAUUGACGAAAAUGACAUGAAACAGUUGUUUUGCAUGAUUGACGUGGACAACAGUGGCACGAUCGAAGCUUCAGAGUUCAUCGGACCUCUGAGUCGAUGGGUCCACGACUCCAAGACGGCACCGAGGUUUAUCAAGUACAACAUGCUGCAGACGAUGCAGCUCCAGGAAGAUUUGUACAACCUCUCGCAGCACUGCUUCAGGGACCUCUCCCAACGCAUGGACACACUGUCAGCAGGCAUGUCUACAGCUACCCGGCUUUGCGCCUUCCCGCCCCGGCAGACUUCCAGAGAAAGCCAAGCCUCUCAGUCCAGCCAUUUGGGUGCAGAUGGAGCAGGAAUCGAGCAGCCCAGUGGUGGCAUCAAGCCCAAGAUGAUGGGCACCUACCUUGAUCCGACUCCUAUGGUCUCCGCAGAUGCGGAGAACGCGGAGCUUAUCAGGCUCUUAGAGGGUGUUGUGGCAAAGGUCGAAUGUGGGAUGGUGGACUUGGAGAAUCGGCUGAAGCGAGCCUUAACCGGCCCGGGGCCGGAUGUGGCACAUGUAGCACCCAAGAUUUCCGAGCAGGUCGCAAAGGAGAGGUCCUUGGGAGUAACGGGUGGUCGGGGAGACCUAUUCAGGUCGGUUUACGGUGAAGCGAGACAUCGGGAUCGCCAGAACCGCCGCAAGCACCACAGUGGCCAUGCCCAGACGGGAAUGACACUCUUGGCUUUGCAGGAAGUUGCCGGACGUGCUGGGAGUCACGGCGAGCUAAUGGCUCGCCAUACUAGGUCUACACAUUGA
Molecule: messenger RNA, 1917 nt
Organism: Symbiodinium sp. CCMP2456
Lineage: Eukaryota; Dinophyceae; Suessiales; Symbiodiniaceae
Source: the annotation of a GenBank genome assembly